Xylaria bambusicola is the source of this 2499-nucleotide messenger RNA. Its product is annotated as kinetochore complex Sim4 subunit Fta1-domain-containing protein. The transcript has a single exon. NCBI's taxonomy places the organism in Eukaryota, Fungi, Ascomycota, Sordariomycetes, Xylariales, Xylariaceae. Bases 397 to 2007 code for a protein of 536 amino acids. The record is from RefSeq and is a predicted model, not a curated record.
CCUCAGGCCAAAUAGGUAUUCCCUUGAGCUCGUUCCAUGUCAUCGUCCUAUGAGCCACGAUUGAAGAACAGUAAAGCGUCAACUCUUCAAGAUUCAAUCAAUACGACGCGUAAUUACUUCUAGACAUACAGACAUUGGCUGUGAUUACGGGAUCAUUACUGUUUUGAAACGUGAAAGUACGCGUCAAAGUUGAUGCGCUAGAUCCUUGCUUCCCUCUGUCUGAUCCCACAUCUACCACCACACGGAUUAUAGAUUAUCGCAGCCUCGCAUCAUCAAGACCUCAAUUCAAUCAUUCAUGCGUCGCCAUUCUUCGAGUUUUCUCUCUCGAAAAGUGUGGCUUUAACAUCUGUGCUAUUUAUCACUACAAUUCAUCGGCACACAACAGCACACUGGGCCAUGCCUCCUAAGAGACGAGGACGUCCUGCGGCAACAGAAGCAACGCAACCAGAGCCCGUUGCUGAUCAUGAGCGCCAUGGCCACGGUGACAGCGACGGCGACGCUGCCUCAAACAGAGAAGCAGAAGAUUCGGAUCCAGAUAUAAGCCAAGGCGAAGCCGAAUCCGCAAGCUUCAAAUUCUUCAACACAACAUUUUCCACUUUUCGCGUCUCCCCGCUAUACAUAGGCCAGAACUCGCUCACACCCGAGGGGCUGCAGAAACUGUCCAGGCGUCUGCGCGACACCCUCGUGGGUGACGUCGUGCGUGGCGUACAAGUUGGUCUCGAGAGCGAUACCACGCUCGGCCGCCUCGGCGUACUAGAGAGGGUAGAAUGGCGAGAGUGUGACUCCGUACUUCUUUUCCCCACAUUAGCAGAUACGGGAAGCAUACACGACGAGGCGACGCAGGGCCGCAAAUACAUGCAGCCCAGGAGGAAUAAAGGGAAAACUAAGGACACAGGCGCACAGUCAGAGCAGGUGCCACAGCUCUUAUGUCUAGAUCUACAGUACGAAAAUGCUGCCUUCAACGCCAUCAUGAUACCGUCACUCGAUGACGGGAGAAAACUAAGCGGGAAUAAAAUACACGACGAUAUUCGAGAUGAAAAUGAAGCUGGGUUAUCGCAACCUCCCUCGUGGACGCAGAACAUUACAAUGUCUAAAAGCAAGUCGCAAGACAAACGAAGAGAGACAACAGAAGACGAGUACAAGGAUAGUUCCUUCGCCCACUUUCCCUUACUACUGAUGCGCAUGCCUGCUCCGCUCAAGGCCGUCCUGGUAGAUUUUCUCUCUAGCACCUUCGAUUGCCGAAUCAGCCCUCUCCAUCUCGGUACACGGACUCUAGUCCGCAGCUGGGAACGGUGGAUAGAAGAAAGCAGCGCGAGUACAGGAAAAAUGCUAGACAAAGACAUUGCGCUGACACUUGGAUUUCAUCUCGAACCUAUGACAGACACGGCAAUAGCAGGCUCAGAAGCACAGCAGAAGGCCCACGAUCAUUCAAAGCCAACGGCGCUAGGUCUGAAAACUAUCGACAUAGUGGUCCCCUCGGAAGAAAUCCGGCGUUUCUUACGCGUUGGAAAGAAGACUAUCACAGAUCCUAGUAACGGCAAGGAUCAAACAGGUAGUAAGAAACGUCCUGCCACAAGCUCCGCACAAGAGCAGGAGAAGGAACGACUCCGACGCCGGAGAUUAGGAGGGAGCAAAGACGAAGAGGGGUGGGCAUGGCGCGAGAGUCCGCGCGAGCAAGAUCAAGAAACUAUAGCCGAUAAUGACGACGGGAUACCAGAGACCUUCUCCCAGCCCUUCACAGACGCGUUAUCACACUACCUAGACCACCACCUAGCGCUGGACAUGACGCACCCAGGCGUGCGCGUGCUACGCGUGGUCUGCGACGCCUUCGCACUCUCCGAUACGCGGGUGAAGGUCUUCGCGCCUCGCGGAGGUAGAGGUGAUGAUAAUAAUACGCAUGGGGACCUCGCCAUCGACACAUUCCUGCGCAGCCUGGUGCGCAAGGCCCAGGGCCGAGAAUGGAGUCAGAGUGCGCUGCAGCUGGCGAAUCUACAGGUCAUAAUGUGAAUGAUAUUUGAUGACACAGGAUUAUGUCUCUACCACCCAUGCCUUGCUUCCUCGCCAGCUUAGUCCACGUAUAUUCAUUAUACGUAUCACGGUAUUUUGGACAUACGUAUUCGAGUUAUCUCAUCAGUCCAUACCCUUUAUAUAACGAACCAAAUGUCCCCUUCGACUAAGAUCAAGUCAGGGCCUCUCGAAGAAAAGACCAAAAUAGCAUAGGGAAUGCUUACGAAGCUAAGGGGUUCAGGGGUAUUUCUCCACGCUGCGGACUGUAGUUCUACCUACAAUAUGACCUUAGCUACUUAUUUUAAUUGAAUGAACGGAUGAAUAAACCCCUGUACCUUAUCAAACAAAGCAGAAGUCUAGAUAGGUUAAGAUGACUAUAUACGCCUAGCCGCCUAUACUCUGUAAUCUUGACAGACAGGCUCAGCCAAGAGGAUAUAUAGAAGUGUAAACACCAUUGACAGCGAAUGCGAAUCCUACUUCAUCACCUCAGCG